Solea senegalensis (Senegalese sole) is the source of this 2959-nucleotide messenger RNA. It is a transcript of the gene slf1, whose product is annotated as SMC5-SMC6 complex localization factor 1. Lineage: Eukaryota; Metazoa; Chordata; Actinopteri; Pleuronectiformes; Soleidae. Gene Ontology annotation, biological process: positive regulation of double-strand break repair. Gene Ontology annotation, molecular function: protein binding. The record is from RefSeq and is a predicted model, not a curated record.
GCACCCCCCUUCGCUCUACAGUUGGUUGUGCCGGAGUGACGACGCUGUCAACCAAGGAACAAGAGGCGCCAGGAUCGAACACGAAUUCUACGCAUGUUUCAUCUUCUGAAUGGAGACCUGCGCUCACAUUUUCCAGAUCUCUGGAAUCAAGACCCAUGAAGAGAAGAGGGUUUUGGUCCAGGGAGUCCAGCAGCUGGGAGGGAAAUACAUAGGUGGCUCGGUCUAUCAGGAAGCCAGCACCCAUCUCAUAAUCCCUCAGGUUUUGUCCAGUGAAAAGUUUUUUGCGGCCUGUGCAGCAGGAAAGUGGGUUGUGACUCCAGACUACGUGUUGGAGAGUGUUAAAAAUGGUUCCUGGCUUGUGGAGGGACUCUAUGAGGUGGCCAUUUCUACAGGUGCUCCAACUGUGUUCUACCCUGCCAGACAGUGGAGGGAGAAGGUGGCCAGUGGGAGGCUAACCGGGGCCUUUCAAGGGUGGAAGGUUCUCCUCGUGGUUCAAGAACCCUCCCGCAGAGCCAUGUUCAAACGGCUGCUAACAGCUGGAAAGGCCGAAAUCUACAACAUCCCUCCUCCCGGUGACGUCUCCAUCACUCAUGUCAUAGCUAAACCCAUCACAGAGAACUCAACAUUCUACAAUGCACCUUGUUAUCCUGUGACCCACAUUGUCCAGCACCUUUUUGGGAGCAACUGCAUAGACAUGAAUUUCAACAUAACUGAUGAUCAUCCAGCAGAGAUGAUGAAGGCCGACGUCGUCGUUAUUGACUUCUCUAAGUUGGAGACGGAGCUCAAGGACUAUGUCGUUAAACAGCAGGGCCGCUCGAGACUGAGCUUCCUGGAAUUUCUGGGUUACCGUGACCCUCACUGUCCACAGUCACAGGCGGAAACAGACUUCAGCGAUGUCGGCACGAUGAUAGAAUGCGGUCUCUUCACUGAAGCCUUGGACUCGGUCAGGAGUGCCAUGCUCCCCGGGCUGCUGCCACCGGUGCCGCAUCUCACCGCCCUCUUAGACUAUGCACAGCAGGAAAACGCCACGCCUUUCUUCCAACGGAAUUUCCUGCAGGUCAUGUAUAACCUGCUCCUCACCAACCCUCCCUGGAUGGCUCCCAGCAGAAUGAAAAAAUAUUUCUCCCAGGUGUUGCAGUGUCCUCGGUGUAAGAUGGGCCUUUGGCCGUUCCUGCAGACGGCCGUCAGUUACUGUCUGUCCAGCGAGGUCACAUGUCACCCACUCCCUGCACCUGCGUCGCCAACGCUGAGACGUUUCCAUCAUGACCUCGUGGCAUUUGUCCUCAAGCUCUUCCAGGGGGAGCUGCACUCUAUCACUGCAGGUGAUUUUGUGCAGCCUCAGGGAACCGCGGUUUCUCAGGCCUCAGCGUCAGGGUCUUUGCUCUAUGGAGCCUUUUGGACUGUGUGGGAGCGUUCCACGCUGCUUUCUCAAGCUGUGAAACAACUCACCCAGCUUUUGGUACAUGCUGCCAGUGAGGAGUACGACGAGAGAGCCGAGAAGCAGAGGCUGUGUUUGGCCGACACUCUGCUGGAGCUCCUGUCUGUGCUGGUGGAGUUCUGGUGUCAGCAGAACUUCAAACUGAACCAGAACCUGGUGGAAAAGGGCCUCCAAGACCUAGCAGAGCACUUAACCGUUAUCAGUCAGGAUGUGGCUCCUGCAGUUGUGGUGCAGCUCGUUGUAAGGGUUUCCUCGACCAGACUGAAGGUGGUGAUGGCUGACGCCAUAUUCAGGAGUCUCUGCUGCAGAAGUGGACUCACUCUGGGAGAUGAACCUCUCUCUCUUAAGAAGAUGGUGCUGUCCUACCUGCCCGCUCUGGGACGUUUAGCCCGGAGCCCCAGCGGCGCUCGCAUUAGCACCGGACCCACCUCCCACAGCUGCACCAGCCAGGAGACCGACUGCAGAAGGAAACGACCGCUCAGCUCAGCGACAAGAAGCCAGAGCUCGCUGGCGAAGGAAACAAGUGUGGAGAAGGAGAAUCCCCGAGGUUUCAACAGAGUCAAUGCGCAGGGAGAGACCCUCCUACACAGAGCGUGCAAGAAGAACCAAGUGGAAACUGUGCUUCAGAUCCUGGCGCUUCCUGGCACGGACGUCAACAUUAAGGACUACGCAGGCUGGACGCCGCUGCAUGAAGCGUGUAAUCACGGCAGCACCGCGUGUGUAGAGGCUUUGCUGCGUUACCUCCCCGCACCUGUGCUCCAUCACCAGGUGGGAGGAGUCAGUCCACUUAACGACGCCCUGCGGAACGGACACGUGGACAUAGCUAAACUGCUACUGGAGCACGCAGGCUCAUCUCUCCUCCAGCAGACCGACGGAGACGGACACACCGCGCUGGAUCUGGUCUCCUCGCCAAGUCAGAGGGAGGAGCUUCUUCACUGCGCACAGGUCGGCGACACGGCCGCCGAGGUCUGGAACCUCCCGCUCCUGGAGGCCGGAUCCACUCUGCUGGCCCACUUGAUUUUCUCCUACCAGCAGGAGAGGGGCCUCCCGGGCCGCACGCACAAGCCCUGCGACGGGGCCCGCAGUCUGGGCCACAGGCUGGUCAAAGCCCUGGAGACCCACUCCUACCAAACCGUGACGUCGGGCUGGACGGACCAGCGGGCAGUGAGGCUGACGGAGGACGUAGAGACUCUGUUGGAGCUCAGCAGAGGGAUGUACCUGGGUCAGGUGUCCCAGGCUGUGAGAGAGUGCACAGGACAGAACUCACAGUUCCUCAUGGAGAUUCUGGAGCAUCUGAAGUGUCGGGCGCAGACGCUAGUUGAUGGUUUCUGAUUCCAAACACACACAGUACGCUAACAUCAUGUGAGAUGUCCCUCGUCACAUUUGUACCGCACUAAUAGAAGUCAUGAUCGUUCAUUUCUUUAGUUUGUUUAAACUCUUCUGUACAUUUGUUCACGUUUUGUUUCAACGUUUCAAGAUUAAAUUAUUUUUCCACAUGUUGCUAGGUGUUAUUUAUAGUAA